Dioscorea cayenensis subsp. rotundata (Guinea yam) is the source of this 1835-nucleotide messenger RNA. RefSeq names its product U4/U6 small nuclear ribonucleoprotein PRP4-like protein. Gene Ontology annotation, biological process: mRNA splicing, via spliceosome. Gene Ontology annotation, cellular component: U4/U6 x U5 tri-snRNP complex. The transcript is spliced from 5 exons. NCBI's taxonomy places the organism in Eukaryota, Viridiplantae, Streptophyta, Magnoliopsida, Dioscoreales, Dioscoreaceae. The record is from RefSeq and is a predicted model, not a curated record. Bases 112 to 1701 code for a protein of 529 amino acids. Gene Ontology annotation, molecular function: U4 snRNA binding; U6 snRNA binding; protein binding.
ACACCCCUUCCUUUCCUGGUUCUUUUGCCCUAAACCCUUGCCAUCUCCAAGGCUUGAAAAAGAGACACUUUUGAUUCAAACCCUACUUCUCCUGCUUCAUUGCUUCCUCUCAUGGAGGUAGACGACGACCCUAAACCUCCCACUUCCGCGCCGGCCUCCACUCCGACGCCAUUGCCCCAACCUCCUCCUCCUCCCACCAUCGCCGUUCUCCUAGCUCGCCCCGCCGCGGCGCCCCGCCCCGACUCGGACUCCGAUCGAGAGGGCUCGGCGCCUCCUCCGCCCUCUGGCGCGGAGUAUGAGGUAUCAGAGGAGAGCCGGCUAGCCCGUGAGCGCCAGGAGAAGGCUGUCCAAGAGCUCCUGAUGAAGCGCCGGGCUUACGCCAUGGCUGUACCUACCAACGAUUCAGCCGUUCGCGCCCGCCUCCGUCGCCUUGGCGAGCCUGUAACACUCUUCGGCGAGCGCGAGAUGGAGCGCCGUGACCGCCUUCGCUCCAUUAUGGUUCGGCUUGAAGCCGAGGGCCAGCUUGAUCGUCUGCUUCGUGCCCAUGAUGAUGAGCAGGCGGCGGCUGCGGCUGCUGCCUCUGUUGAAGAUGAUGAGAACGUGCCGCAGGAGUACCCGUUCUUUACUGAGGGAUCGAAGGAGCUCAUGGAGGCUAGGGUUUUGAUUGCAAAGUAUUCAACUGCAAGAGCGGCGGCUAGGUUAGAUAGGGCUAGGAGGAGGAGGGAUGAUCCUGAUGAGGACGUGGGAGCUGAGAGAGAGUAUGUUUUGAAGCAAGCCAAGGAGUUUGUUCUUGAGUGUAGUGAGAUUGGUGAUGGUCGGCCACUUUCUGGUUGUUCCUUCUCUCAUGAUGGGUCAAUGCUUGCCACCAGUGCUUGGAGUGGAGUGGCAAAAAUUUGGAACAUGCCUCGUGUAUCACAACAUGCCAUCUUGAAGGGUCACACAGAGCGUGCCACUGAUGUGGCAUUUUCCCCUGUGGAAAAUUGUGUAGCAACUGCAUCAGCUGAUAGGACUGCAAAACUUUGGAAUGAUAGUGGAUCCCUUUUGACAACUUUCAAUGGCCAUCUAGAUCGUCUUGCACGUAUUGCUUUUCAUCCAUCUGGAAAGUACCUGGGAACUGCUAGUUUUGACAAGACUUGGAGACUCUGGGACAUUAACACUAGCACUGAAUUGCUACUCCAGGAAGGCCAUAGCAGAAGUGUGUAUGGGAUCAAUUUCCACCCUGAUGGAUCUUUAGCUGCAUCAUGCGGCCUUGAUUCUCUGGCUCGUGUUUGGGAUCUCCGAACUGGAAGAAGCAUUCUUGCCUUUGAAGGUCACGUUAAGCCAGUUCUCAGUGUCAGCUUUUCUCCUGAUGGCUAUCAUUUAGCCACUGGUAGUGAAGAUAACACAUGCCGAAUUUGGAACUUGAGAAAGAGAAAGUGUGAAUUUGUUAUACCAGCACAUUCUCAUCUUAUUUCACAAGUGAAGUUUGAACCACAGGAAGGCUAUUUCCUCGCUAGUGCUUCAUUCGAUACUAAAGCAAUGAUCUGGUCUUCUUGUGAUGUGAAUCCUAUCAAAACUUUGGCUGGCCAUGAAGCAAAAGUUACAGGCCUGGACAUUUCACCAGAUGGACAGUCAAUAGUAACUGUGGCGUAUGAUCACACCAUCAAGCUCUGGUCCUGUAAAGCUACCAACGGAAAAGAAAAGGCCAUGGACGUUGACUAAUCAUAACACAAGUCAAAAACACCAAUCUCCACAACUUUCAUCAAACUUGUACAAUUUUUAGCAUUCUCUCAUUACUAGUUUUGUACUUUUUAGUUUACUUUCAAGAAAUGCAGGCAACCUCUUCAUCUUAUUUA